Molecule: messenger RNA, 1091 nt
Organism: Python bivittatus (Burmese python)
Lineage: Eukaryota; Metazoa; Chordata; Lepidosauria; Squamata; Pythonidae
Gene: CNMD
Product: chondromodulin
Biological process (GO): negative regulation of endothelial cell proliferation; negative regulation of angiogenesis
Source: RefSeq, a predicted model, not a curated record
AUGGCCCAGGAGCCGCUGGAGAAGAUGCUCCUUGCUUCAGCCGGGCUGGAGGGUGCGGAACGAGCCCCGGCACCUCCAGCGUCCUCAGCAAUGCCGGCCAAGCCAUCCAGCACCAGAAGACUGCUCAGGGUUGGGGGCUUUGUGCUUCCUGGGGGAGUGGUCCUCCUUCUCUUCGGGGUCCUUGGUGCCUUUUACUCCUGGAAAGUGGACAGCAAAGAGAUAAGUGGCAAAAGAACCUACAGUGUACAUUAUACAGUGAGUAUUGAUGGAAAAAUACAAGAAGGAUCAAUGGAAGUAGAUACUGCUAACAAUCUGCAGAUCUUUAAAACUGGAAGUGGAAGGGAAGAAGCAACUGAAGUUCAUGAUUUUCAGCUUAGCAUUGCCGGAACCCAUUUUGCUGGAGGAGAAAAAUGCUUCAUUAAAGCCCAAGCUAAAAUUCACAUCCCUGAGGUCAGCGCAAUGGCAAAAGAGAGCCUCUCUUUUGAUCUGAAAGAUGAAAUCCUACCAGCUAAAUUUGGUGAAAGCUCUCUUGUCUGAGUGGCUGCAAACCAGACAAUAAAGAAUUACAGUUUCCUGUGUCCUAAGAUUUUAGAGCUCUGUCAUGCUCUGCAAAUUCUCUGGCUUCGACCAUCCUCUCCAAAAGUUGGGCAAAGAAAGAAAAAGGGAAUUACUAGGAAGACACGCCAAACACAACCAAACAUUGAUCCGGAUCAGUUUGAAGCGGCUGCUGAAGAAGUAAAUACCAGGCCCCACUCUAAUCAAUGGGCUCAUGAACAAGAACGUUCAUCUAAUGCUACCCAACCUUCUGGGUGAAUCAUCAGGUCAACCUUUAAUCCAGAGAAUCCUGACCACCAGCUAGAAGAGGGUGACGGGAUGAGCUUUGACUCACAGCUGGAUCAUGAAGGGAUCUGCUGCAUUGAGGGCACCCGGAGCUACACGCAUUGCCGACGGAUUUGUGAACCUCUCCUGGGCUUUCCUCCGUGGCCUUAUCAUUUCCAGGGGUGUCACUCUGCUUGGCGGCUUAUCUUGCCUUGCAGUUGGUGGGUCACUCGAAUCCUGGGCGCUGUGUGAAAGAGAAUGAAAGGGGGCCA